This is a messenger RNA of Calliphora vicina (urban bluebottle blowfly), 1051 nucleotides long. Its product is annotated as alpha-tocopherol transfer protein-like. Gene Ontology annotation, molecular function: phosphatidylinositol bisphosphate binding. The record is from RefSeq and is a predicted model, not a curated record. The coding region runs from base 55 to 987 and encodes 310 amino acids. NCBI's taxonomy places the organism in Eukaryota, Metazoa, Arthropoda, Insecta, Diptera, Calliphoridae. The transcript has 3 exons. Gene Ontology annotation, cellular component: membrane.
GCUGAAUAAAGCAGUUAACUUUUAAAUAAAUUGUUAAUAAUUUAAAACAAAAUUAUGGCCAAGGUACGACCCUUACCACCGAAUCUACAAAAAGUUGCCAUUGAAGAACUAAAUGAGGAUCCCAAGCGUUUGGAGGCCGACAUUGAAUCCCUAAAAACCUGGAUCAAACAGCAACCUCAUUUAAACGCACGCACCGAUGAUCAAUUUUUGUUGGCAUUUUUGCGCGGCUGUAAAUUCAGUUUGGAAAAGGCCAAAUCUAAAAUAGAUAAAUAUUAUACAUUGAGAUCAAAAUUUCCGGAAUUUUUUACCUUGGGAGAUGUCAACGAUCCUAAGUACCAAGAAAUUGUUAGAUUGGGUGUGGGCUUGGUAUUGCCCAAACCCUUAAAUGAAGAUGGCCCUAGAAUUAUGCUCAUACGUAAUGGCAUAUAUGAUCCCAAGAAGUAUACUCUGCUUGAUAUAAUGCGCGUAGCCCAGGCCUGCAAUGACAUACUAAUGUGGGAGGAUGAUUAUGCCAUUGUUAAUGGUUUCAUACACAUCGGUGAUUUAAGCGGUUGGACUAAAGAACAUUUCUAUCAAUUCAAUCCCAGUCAUAUGAAGAAAAUUACUGUGUAUUCCGAAGAAGCCAUGCCUUUGAGACCCAAAGCCUCUUUAAUGAUUAAUGUACCCUCUGUAUUUGAAUCCAUAUUUAAUAUGUUAAAGCCCAUGAUGUCGGAGAAGCAAGUUAAUAGAAUGACCAUCUAUGCUUCGAAUUAUGAGCAAAUGUAUGAAAAGGUUCCUUUGAAGUAUUUGCCCAAAGAAUAUGGCGGUGAAAAUGGUUCGAUACCCGAAAUAAUUGCCGAAUGGGAAAAGAAAUUCAAUGACUAUAAGGAGUAUUUUACUGAGGAUGCCAAAUAUGGCACCUUAGAACAUUUGAGACCCGGCAAACCUAUAGAUUUUGAAAAUCUAUUUGGCAUGGAAGGUUCAUUUAGAAAAUUGAAUGUGGAUUAAGUUUAGUAUUGAAUAAAGUUAUUAAUUAAGGUGGUUAGUUUAUAACCCCCUGUCUAUACUUGAC